Messenger RNA from Osmerus eperlanus (European smelt), 6926 nucleotides. RefSeq lists its product as uncharacterized. NCBI's taxonomy places the organism in Eukaryota, Metazoa, Chordata, Actinopteri, Osmeriformes, Osmeridae. Gene Ontology annotation, biological process: cell differentiation. The transcript has 8 exons. Bases 330 to 5147 code for a protein of 1605 amino acids. The record is from RefSeq and is a predicted model, not a curated record.
GUCCUCACCUGUGCGCUGAGCAGCCUCAGGUGGGACAGGACAACAGCAACGCACGUUUUCGCAUUUUGGAGUAUUACUUGAGAGUCCACAAGCAAACCAACAGCGUGUCCAUAAAUUACUGCAGAAAGCCACGGUUUGACUUCUGCAAGCUUAUUCUUGUCUCUUCCUGAAGUGCAGUUUCGCGGAAAUGGUUCACCUGAAGUUUCAGUUCGGACAGUGAAAUACUUUGGAGAAGUACGCACUGGCGACGCUGGAAAUGGAGAGCGGAUAAGGGAAUUCAACCCAUCAAAUCGGGAUUUUAUCAAGUUUAUACAGAGCUCCGGUGUGGGAUGUCGGCCCGGGGCUCAGUGGGGGAGCUGAUUCCCCAGGACAUGGCGGAGGUGUUUGCCCAAGAGCGGAGCACCAGAGGGGGCCGGAGGAAGAAGCGUCGGGGCUCCCUGGGCCGGGCCUUCAGCUGGCUCAAAGGCAAGAAGAAGAAGGAGCUGGGCUGCAACAGCCUGGACACACAUCCUGGAGGGACCAACGCAGCCAGGCCGCCGCCUACACUGCCACUCGGCCACGCAGCAGUAAGGAAGCAGGAGGUGGAGGUGAGGCUGGUGCCCCCACCCUUCCAGGAGAACGUGUUCCUGGAAGGCAGCAGGCCCAAGUACCUGGAGGACCUUCACUCAGAGGCACGCGAGGGGCUCAAGCUGCUGCAGCAGGAAGAAUCCGACAAUGGAGUGGACUUCAAGGAUGACCAAAGUAUCAGUGUCAGUUCAACAGUGACAGUGCAGCAGAGUGAGUAUUGCAGCUACAGUGAAAGGAGUGCCGUGGAAUCAGACAGCACCAUCCCAGACUCCGAGUCCAUUGUCUCCACACGAUCCUCGGUUUCCACCCGCUCCUCACGUUCAGGGCUAACCCGACAAGCAUCUACAUUUGGGCCCCUGAGCUCAGGGAACAAGCCUGGGAAAGCUAAAGCUAGGAGGAGACACAGGAGGACCACCGUGAUGGGGAUACCACAGCAUGUCCAGAAGGAACUAGGCCUGGACAGAGCAGCCUGGGCAGCACAGGUGUUGGAGGAGGACGCUCGUCUCCACAAUGGAGACGGUCCUCAUCCAGCAGGUCCACAGGAGGGCGCCAGAGACCAGGCCCUCCAGACGAUCAGUGAGAACCAGGCCAGGGGGGGACCCCACGAUGACCUGGCCCUUCUGCAGCCCACAGGCCCCCAGAUCUCUGCCUUGCAAAGGCCCAAGUCUGUGGCCAUCCCCUGGUUGACCACGGCCAGCAGCCUGGCCCAGCAUCCUCCCAGCCCCGUUAUGUCCAUCUCCCCUCAGGCCACUUAUCUGUCCAAGAUCAUCCCCAACGCUGUGCUCCCACCCUCCAUAGAUGUGGUGGAGAUCAGUCGGGGGCGUAGCCGGAACAGUGUGCGCACUGUCAGCAAGAGCAGCCUGCUUUUGGCCAGCCCCGCCUCCUCCAGGGCCUCCUCCAGGGCCUCCUCCCAGGCCUCCACUCUCUCCUCCGCCUCCCGCUACAACCAACCAACAUUUUCAGACAGCUCAGGGUGGAGUCGUUCAGAAUCAUCAGAGACCCUGGUGUCAGACUCCUCCACCAUCUCCAGCAGCACGGCCAGGCAGGGGCAGUCCCACGGGGAGGGAGCGUCUCCAGAAACCUCCCCUGACCAAGUCAGUGUCCGAUCAUCCUUUAGCAAGGCCUCCAGGAUCACCACAUCCACCAAUGGCAAGGCAAGGACCAGAGGGGAGGAGAGCAAGCAGGAGGGGAACAUUAUCCGGAGUAUGUCUGUAAUAAAGUCCAAGAGAGCCCCCCCCCCUCCGAGUCGCUCGUACUCCCUACACAAGGACAAGAUGAAGAGGCGCUCGCGGGACCUGGCAGAGGUCAGGGUGGUGGUGGAGUCUCCUCCUCAUCUCAGCCCAGGGCAGGGUGGGGAGGCCAGGUCUGGCUACACUGCAGACACCAGCUCUCUCGAGGAGUCCUCUGUGUCAGCCAGCCCACUCAAGCCUCAAAACAAAAUCCCAAAUGACGAUGUUGCAGAGCCUGAGCCUGCAUCCACAGACUCCUCUUCUCAGACUCAAGCCUCCAAGGAGAACGGCCUGAAGACCACUGUCUCUCCCUCCAGUGGCUACUCCAGCCAGGGGGGCACGCCCACCCUCCUGGCCAGACAAACCCACAGCGUCUCCCCUAAGCACAAGAAAGGAUUCCUGGCCAAACUGCAGAAUAUUUUCCCUGGGGCAUCUCCUUCACCUCACCAUGCACAACCUGCAACCGCUGACACCUCCAAGCCUGUCCAGGCUGACCCCGCCCCUCCAGUGGGAUGUGUCACUCCCACUCCCUCGGUUCUGGCCCUCAGAGGACUGUUUGAUAUACCACCCCAACCCAGGGUCCACGCCCCCCCAGCCCCUCCACCUGAGGUGUGGGUGCAUAACAAGUGCAGCUUUGAGCUCCUGCUGGGGCCCCCGGCCCCCACAGACACGUACGCAGCCUUGAGGAAGAACCCCAAGGACAGACGGGCGCAGAAACAGUCUGGUUCUAAAGAAGCUUCACUGAAGAGUUUGUCAGCGGAGAGAAGAGAUGGAGAACAGCCACCAGCACAGCAGACCGUAGCCGUGCUAAAGAGGGUUUCAGAUGCAGUGGAGAGCAAGGUUCUAGAAGGUCAUGAGAAGGAACAGUCAUCCUUGAUGAUAUCAAGCAGUGGAACCGCUAUGUUUGAGUCAGGAAAGUUUCAGGGAAGUUUAAUAGUCCAGGCUACUGAAAAUUCAAGUUCAGUGGUUCACGAAGAGGAAAAUGAACGUCUAAAUCAGAUGGAGUCUACAGAGAAGAAAGGGAAUGCCACAGUAGCAUGGGGAGAUGAACAACAGAAUGUCAAAGGAAGUUUUCGAAUAAACGGAACGUCAGUCAGAUUAGUAGCAGAAGGUCUAACAACGUCACAGAAAGCUGAGACUAAGACUGCCUUACAGACUACAAAUCAAGCCCAGGUGGUGAAGACUGCGUCACCACCUAAAAGUGACACGUUGUGUGUGUGUGCCCAUGCAGUAGCACGUGUGUCUCCCUCCCCCCCCCCGGCACACCUCCCCCCCUUGCCGCCCACCAAACAGACCACACCUGCGUCCCACCUCAACCAUGCCCCCCCAGAACCCCUUGUUUCCCCCACAGGGGAGUUGUCAUGGCCCCUCCCCCCUCCCCUACUGGAUGCACUCAUCCAGCCCCCCCACAGUGUCCAUGAUGACAGCGAUUUCCCCCCUCCGCCACCCCCAUUUUCUCCAAGCCAGGUUGGGCUGGAUGUGACAGAACAGAUUCCCCCUAUUGAAGAGUCACAAGGUGAAAAACACCUGAUCAUCCCCCCCCCAGAUCUCUCCAAGCAGUGUGAUUCAGUGAAAGAACCUGUUCCAAAGCUUGAUCCUUCAAGCCCUUCUGUCACAGCUGUAAAUGGUCCUGCUCUGGAGUCUUCAGCAGUGACGACCAAGGUUCGGUCCCAGAGCAUCCCGCCCCCACCUCCCUAUGCAGCCCCCCUACCCCCACCUCCCAAAGAGGCCCUAGCGUCAGCCGAGAGCAAACUCAGUUCACCUCAAAGCAUUCCUCCUCCACCUCAAAGCAUUCCUCCUCCACCUCAAAGCAUUCCUCCUCCACCUCAAAGCAUUCCUCCUCCACCUCAAAGCAUUCCUCCUCCAUCUCAGGUAGUUCUGACCUCACCACAACCCCAAGAACCUGCAAAGAUCUCAGCCCAGGAUGCUGCUCCUUCAACUGAGAGGGUUACGGUGCCCUCGCCCCCCAAAGUGAUCCCACCUCCACCUGAGAGCACUCUUACCCCACCCCAGAGCACCCCUUCUCCACCUCCCCUAAAAGACUCCCAGACACCCACUCAGGAGGCCACCUCACCACCCCAACCAGAGACCCUCCAACCUCCAUCUCAGAAGACUACCACACCAUUUACUCCACCAGCUCCUGCCACCCCCCUUAUUCCCCCAGCACCCCCAAUCCCUGUGAAGGUGCCUGCUAAUGUCCCACACCAACCCAGUGUGGUGAGCAUAGAGAGAGGGGGCCAGGAGCUGAAGUCCCAAAGCGAGACCUCCCCACCAGUGUCCUCUCCUGAGGGAGCCCUUCCUGUUGUCACCCCCUCCCUUCUGCAGAUGAUCAGGCUCAGGUCUGUCAAAAACCCUCCUUCACAGACCCAGGACCAGACUCCAAUCCAGACCCAGGACCAGACCCAGGACCCGACUCCAAUCCAGACCCAGGACCCGACUCCAAUCCAGACCCAGGAACAGACCCCAAUCCAGACCCAGGACCAGACCCAGGACCCGACUCCAAUCCAGACCCAGGACCAGACCCAGGACCAGACCCAGACAUCGGCCUCUGGCACAGCCACCCAAUCCUCCAACAGUGUUUCAAAUCCAGCCUUCACCAGCCAUGAGGCCCCCCAGAAGCCUAUACGCAGAUCACUAAUCAUGAUCUCUCCUCCUCCUGUAGAUGCAUCCCCACCUGCUGUCCUCACCUCACAACCAUCUACCGUGCAGUCCCAUUCCAACACACCAGUACUGAAUCUUCCCCCAACCUCAACCACUCUUACUUCCCCAACCAAAAAAUCCCCCCCUGCCACGACCACCACCCCCUCUAUGAGGCUGCAAGAAGCUAUCCGCUUGAGAACAGCAGCCAGAACAGCUAAAGACAGCUGCCCCUCUCGCUUGAGCAUGCACUCCCCAGCUUCCCCACCGGGGGCAGACCUCCACAAGUCUCCUUCCGCCAGCGCCAGCUUCGUCUUUUCCAAGAGUACAAAGAAGGUGGUGAUGGACCCUUCCUCCUCACAAGUAGCCACGGCCAACUUCAACAACAAGCUGGUAGCACAGCUGCCGCCUGUGUCCGGUCCCAGUAAGGCAACAGAAGUUCAGAAGAGAGGGCUCAAAGUGCCUCCACCGGUGGCCAAGAAACCACAGGCCAAGGCUGGUGAGGCUGAGGCUGGUGAGGCUGAGGCCGGUGAGGCUGAGGCCGGUGAGGCUGAGGCCGGUGAGGCUGAGGCCGGUGAGUCCGAGGCCGGUGAGUCCGAGGCCGGUGAGUCCGAGGCCGGUGUGAACAUUGAGCAUGUGCAAACUGCUGGACAGCAAGCACAGUCAGACAACAUUAAGGGUUCUGAAGGGGCCCCCAGUGGAACAACAGCAUGAGGCGCCACUCUCUCCCUUGUUAUGAGCAAGACCGAAGAGGAGAGGACCAUCAAAACAGACUUAACGACCAUGUAUACAAGAGGAUGGACGGAGAAGAGGAAGAUAAAUCAGAUGACGGAAAGUAAAAAGGUACUUUGAGUUUGAUGUUAUUAGUUUGGGUCUUUAAAUGUCUCUACCUUUUGUACUAUACAUUUAUAUUUUCUUUGUUAGAAAGUCUUCUAGCUUUCACUUUGAUAUUUUGAUCUGCUGUCGACAGCCCAAUGCUUACUGAUAUAGUCGCAACAUGUCGCCCUCUUGUGGCAUGUCAUGUCUUUACGUGAAUGUCAGGCCAACUACUGCAAGUGGGGGAGCUAUGGGCGCCUAUAUGUAUUAUACCCAAAUGUUUUACUUCUAAGAUAUUUAUAUAAUUAUAAGAAAAGAACAUGCACUAUUAAAUCCUGCUAUAUAUCUUUGAGGGCAGGUUUCGCAGCCUAGUAUAGGACUAAAGAAAACAAGCUCAAUGGAGUGUCCUGGACUAGGCUUAAUCUGUGUCUGCAAAACCGGCCCUAAAAGUCUGAUUUCUUCCAUGUCCUAAAAAUGUAUGGAGUUAAGUUAUUUUUUCCUGUGUAGAUACUUUCAGUUUCAUUUGUGAGCAUAGUGAAAUGUGCCAUCUUCCUUUACUGUUUUAUUAUAAUGACAUCUUUAUCUUUCCUCGUUUCUACACCUAUUAAUUAACCCCAAAUGUUUAUUUGUUUAUUCAUGCUACAUCUGUGUAAGGGUUGGUCCAAAUCUGCAUAUAACUUUAAAUUUGUGUUUGGUUUCUUAGUUUUUGCUGUGAAGGUACUGGAGGAUCAUCCUUCAUGUCAUUAAAUCCUUCACAUGUUGAGUCUGAUUCCGUUCUAAGUUUUUAUGGUUUUACUUAUGGUUACUGAGAAUAUAUAAAUCAUAUUCUUACCGGAUGAAGCUACUGUACUUUAGAUUUAUGUUGUUUAUUGCCCAGAGAGGAAGAUACUCCUCAACUGUGCAAUACAAAUACUUUGGAUAAUGAAUCAUUUUCAAAGUGAUUAGCAUGAUUGUAAAAAUAAUCAAAGGAAUGAUUAUUCACAUUCAUGUAUUUCAAUAAAAGAGAAUAAAUUGUCACAAUGAAUUCAUGUUUUCUCCUUUAAUUGACCCUGAUCACAUAUCUGAUGCCCAACGAUUGAUCCAGGGCCAUGCGUUUAUGGGUUAAGACAAGAGAAUAUAUAGCAUCUUGUGAUUAAGUCCAGAAGGCUCAAAGAACUAAACAUGACUUGAAGAAAAGGAACUGAAGAUCUUGAAGAACAGAACUUUCACCAGGUAACACUGCUGAUGAUUCAUGGGACCCACCAUGUUAGGGUUAGGGUUAAGGUUCCAUUUGUAAAGAAUGUUCAUCUGUAACUUAAAUGGGUAUUCCUUGCAACACCUCUGCUGGUAUGUGUUAAAUGUAAUCUGGCAACUUUAGUGAGGUGUGUGUGGUGUCGUGUCUGUCUUGGGUGUGUGUGUGGUGUCAUGUGUUUGUCUUGGGUGUGUACAUACCUGUGUAGAGUACGAUAGUGGCUUCUGAGAUGAGAUGACCUCAAUAGACAGUCCUCUUGCAAGUGUUCCUCUUGCAAAAUUUAUAUUUUUAUAAUAUACUUUUACAGAUCUUUUAUUUAGCUUUUUGAAAAACUCAUUACAAUGUUAUUAUUUGUACAAAAGAUGUCCUGUUUCAGUUUGGACCUGCAUGUGAACUGUUUUUAAAAAGUAAAUCCUGUUUGGAGUGUCCCAACUUCAAACAGUCAA